Molecule: messenger RNA, 1677 nt
Organism: Conger conger (European conger)
Lineage: Eukaryota; Metazoa; Chordata; Actinopteri; Anguilliformes; Congridae
Gene: soat2
Product: sterol O-acyltransferase 2
Exons: 16
Coding region: 1-1677 (558 amino acids)
Biological process (GO): cholesterol metabolic process; cholesterol efflux
Cellular component (GO): endoplasmic reticulum membrane
Molecular function (GO): cholesterol binding; cholesterol O-acyltransferase activity; fatty-acyl-CoA binding
Source: RefSeq, a predicted model, not a curated record
AUGAGCUGGUAUGAGCUGAUCCAGCUGGAUCUCAGAGGUGGUGUGCGACUCACUCGUAGAGAUGCCAUGGCAACCGUUGGCAAAGGCAACAAUGUGCGGCACCGUGUCGAUGCCAAAGAUCACUGUGGCAACACCCCGCCUUCAGAGAGUGAUCCCAAGACACAGGGUGCUGAGCAAGAAGAAGAUGAUUUGAUACAAUGGAAGAGACACACAGAGCAGGUGAAGGCAGAGCUUCUGGAACAGAUGCAGGCGUCUGUGAGCAACCUUCUGGAUAAGGCCAUCUCUGAGUCACUGCAGUCAUACCCCCGCCAGGCACGCCCCAUCGCCAGGGCCGACGGCUUGGCCAAGGGUAAAUCCACCAGAACCGACAGAAUGGAAGACAGAAAGGUGUUCAUGAACCGAAGAUCCAUACUGGAUGAGCUGUUUGAGAUCAACCACAUCAGGACCAUCUACCACAUGUUCAUUGCCGCUCUGUUCCUCUUCAUCCUCAGCACCCUGGCGGUAGACUAUAUCGAUCAGGGCAGGCUAGUGCUGGAGUUUGAUCUCCUGUCCUACGCGUUUGGGAAGUUCUCCACCGUUCUCUGGGCCUGGAUGUUCAUGUUCAGCUACACUCUGGCUGGACCGUACCACCUUCUGGGCACCUGGGGGGGACUCUACCACUCUGGCCACUUCAGAGGGGUCCUUACAGCAGGGACAGGGCUAGUGCUGGUGACCAUGCAGACGUGCGUUCUGGGAGUUUUCCCCAUUUACACGAUCAUCCACCACCAGCUUCCCCCCGCCUCGCGAUUCGUCGUCAUUCUAGAGCAGAUCCGCUUCUUGAUGAAAAGCUACUCCUUCAUCCGGGAGAAUGUUCCAGAAGUCAUAAAGAAGACAAAAAAGGGGGAAUCUCCCAGACUGCCUACGUUCUCCAGCUACUUGUACUUCCUCUUCUGCCCUACGCUGAUCUACAGAGAGUCCUACCCCAGGAACCCAUACAUAAGGUGGAACUACGUAAGAGUGACGUUUGCUCAGAUCCUGGGCUGUUUGUUCUAUGCGUAUUUCGUCCUGGUGAGACUGUGCAUUCCCGUCUUUAUGAACGAGAACAACCAGCCCUUCAGCACUCGAACCCUGGUCCUCGCAGUCUUCCACUCCACUCUCCCAGGAAUGCUGAUCCUGCUGCUCUUCUUCUUUGCCUUCCUGCACUGCUGGCUCAACGCCUUCGCUGAGAUGCUGCGCUUUGGUGACAGGAUGUUCUACAAGGACUGGUGGAACUCUACUUCCUUCACUAACUACUAUCGGACCUGGAAUGUGGUGGUCCAUGACUGGCUGUAUUCCUAUGUGUAUCAAGACUUCCUCUGGCUUUCCAGACGUCGCUGUCGAACCAUCGCCAUGCUGUCUGUGUUCAUUAUGUCGGCAUUGGUGCAUGAAUAUGUCCUCACCUUCGGCUUUGGGUUUUUCUACCCCGUCCUGUUCUGCCUCUUCGCUGUCAUUGGAGUGGUGUUCAACUUCACCAUGACCGACAAGCGCAAGAGUCCCAUCUGGAACAUUAUUUUGUGGAUCUGCCUGUUCAUUGGCCAGGGGGUCCUGGUGUGCCUCUACUGCCAGGAGUGGUACGCCCAGAAACACUGCCCUCCCGCUGGCGAGAGCUUUUGGGAGCUGGUGAUUCCCCGCUCCUGGUCCUGCAGCUACCAGCAGUGA